Molecule: messenger RNA, 2520 nt
Organism: Sinocyclocheilus rhinocerous
Lineage: Eukaryota; Metazoa; Chordata; Actinopteri; Cypriniformes; Cyprinidae
Product: ufm1-specific protease 2
Exons: 12
Coding region: 122-1522 (466 amino acids)
Biological process (GO): proteolysis
Cellular component (GO): nucleus; endoplasmic reticulum
Molecular function (GO): deUFMylase activity
Source: RefSeq, a predicted model, not a curated record
CCUGUGACACGAAAUCAACUUACGCGAGGAAGAUGCGGACGUGUUAUGUAUGAUACGUCAUCAAAUAUGUCAGCCUCCUGGUGACAGCAGCUGAAUUUGAUCAUUGAUCGAGGGAAUUAAAAUGGUUCAUUCAGAAGAGUGCGACAUUAUAUUUCGAUUGAAAGGAAUCUUGGAGUUUGCUUGCCAGCUUGACAACCCAAAUGGUGCACAAAGUCAAGGCACGAUAUCAAAAAGUUUCCAGGGUCUCCAAUCCAAAGUAUCAUCCAAAAAUAUUGUUUUAACUGUCUGUAACAGUCCAGUAUUAAUAUGGCCUAACACUGGUUUCCAGUCAAACGUGGAAAGCUUGACAGAAGCAUCAUCAUGUGGAGAUAUUCUGCAGUAUAUUGAGUUAGAUGAUAGUGGGACCAAGAAGUCAUCAAAAAAGAAAGAUAAGAAAAAAUCUGGACCUACUGUAGUGAAUAUGAAGCUGUUGUUUGAGGUCACAGAACCUGCUGGGAAUGAAGCUCCUAGUCUCAUCAGAGUGAGCACACAGCAGCAUUGUGUGAAGAUGCCACUGCCUUUAGACUGUGUUCUGUCUGUGACCACUGAUGAGAGCAUGGCAACUGUGUGUACAGGGCUGGUGGAGGCAUUAAAUAAGCAGUUGGCAGACAUGGAAGAGGUGGUGCUACGAUACAGGAAGGGCUCCUCUUUCCUGGUGCCACAGCCAUUUCACUUUCAACUGCCUGAACCAGCUGGGUUCACUACUGUAAUCUACCCUGCAGGAGUGCCAGACAGCCAGCUACAGGAUGCCAGAGAGGAUCUGCACAAUAGGUUUAAGUUGCCAAGUGACAGGCCAUACCUGAGACGUGCCAAUGCCUUUCAUUUCCCUGAUGCAGCCUAUAAAGACGGUUACCUCCGCAAUCCCCACAUACACCUGAACCCACCCAACAUUGAGGAUGCUAAGCUGUAUCUGGUGCAGGGUGUGUACAGUUAUCAUCACUACAUGCAGGAUCGUGUGGAUGAUGAUGGCUGGGGAUGUGCAUAUCGUUCCCUUCAGACUAUCUGCUCCUGGUUUCAGCAGCAAGGAUAUGUGGAGACAGCUGUGCCCACACACACGCAGAUCCAGCAGGCUCUUGUGGAUGUUGGGGAUAAAGAGCCACGAUUUGUGGGUUCACGUCAGUGGAUUGGCUCCAUCGAAGUUCAGGCUGUCCUUAACCAGCUGCUGGGGGUCACCUCAAAGAUCAUGUUUGUCAGUCAGGGAUCAGAGCUGACAACCAAGGGCAGAGAGCUGGCCAACCACUUUCAGACCGAAGGAACUCCUGUCAUGAUUGGUGGCGGAGUACUUGCACACACCAUUUUAGGCGUAGCAUGGAGUGAGAACACUGGACAAAUACGCUUUCUUAUCUUGGACCCUCACUAUACUGGUGGAGAGGACCUGCAGACCAUCACUGACAAAGGCUGGUGUGGAUGGAAGGGGCCAGAGUUCUGGGAUCAAAAUGCUUAUUACAACCUCUGCCUUCCCCAGAGACCCAAGACCAUCUGAGUCACGUGCAUGACACGUAUCCACUUUUAUUCAUACUCUAAGUUCAUGGAUACACAGGAAGUCUCAUGUUGAAAUGCAAACCGACAUGUCACAAAAAAGUGAUUUAUUACUCAUUGUCCUUACAAUGUUUUAAAUGUCCAUGCCUAUUGUAACAUCCGUUUUCAGUCACGCUAAAGGUUACAUUCAUUUCAGAAACAUCUCACAUGAUUUUCAGCCAGGCUGCAAACGGAUGAUAUUAAUGACGACAUAUCCUCGAGACUUUUACCAGUUCAUCAUACAUUAAAUUCACAAGAUAUCUUUGAACCGUCUACACAAGAUAAGGCUUCCUGCAAAUCAAUAAAAAGAAACAGCAGCUAAAAUAUCUUCCUAAAACGGCAAAUGUUUCCUUAUUCAUUGACUAUUGCAAAGUCUCUGACUUUGUGAGGGUCUCUGACUUUUCUCAGAGACCUUUGGGGAGACCUGAACCUCUGCUUAACUAAUCUUGCCUUAUUAAGAACGUCUUGAUUAGCCAAGCUUGGCAGCAAGUCAGCUCUCUUCUCUUUUGCUCAUUGCAGCCACAUAUUUAUACACUGUCAUAAAACUCUGAAAGCAUUUCAGUGCCAUCAGGGUUUUUAUAUGAUUGCUUCACAACACACAUGUGAUCCAAGUUAAAUGUUGCACUUUUCCAGUGAAACCCACAAGUCUCCCCCUCUCCCCCAAAGAAAAUUCUCUGCUUUUUCCUUGAUUCCUGUCUGCUCUGUGUUGGCAGGUAUAUGUAUGGAGCAUGGCUCUGAACCGUUCUGGAGUACUAGUGUCAGUCAUUACUAUUGUACUUAAGACUCCAAAUCACUGACCCCAGAACGGUGUCAAUUUAUCUUGACUGCUGAAGCUACAGUAUAGGCUCAAUACCAAAUGUCCACCGGUAAUUCAGACUCUUGAUGACAUAAUGAUACUUCUGUUUACCAUUCACACCAGUAAUGGUUAAACAAGCCUAUAUGUUACUUCAAAUUCUCUCUCUC